Aegilops tauschii subsp. strangulata is the source of this 1615-nucleotide messenger RNA. Lineage: Eukaryota; Viridiplantae; Streptophyta; Magnoliopsida; Poales; Poaceae. The record is from RefSeq and is a predicted model, not a curated record.
CUUUCUACAUCAGCACAGGCCUCUUCACAAGGAAAAUAGAAAGAUGAGUAGCAUGCGCUUGUCUAAUCGGUAUAAGAUCCAAGGUUAUUUUCAGGUGCUCCACUAGGGUCUAGUAAUUGAUACCAUGGCAAAACUGGCUACAAAACAACCAAACCUGAAAUUGAUACCAUGGCAAAACUGGCUACAAAACAACCAAACCUGAAAUUGUGGAUCAUUUGAUGUGCUAGAAAAAUACUGAAAUACUUUGUCGUGUUACACUAAAAAUUAUCCAGGUCAAAUGUCGGUAUUGCCCUUGGAACUCCAAUACGUAAGAGGCCACACACUCUGACGGAGUAAGAGAGCCACCAGUCACCUGAAAACUCCCACAGCAGUUCCCUUCCUCUUCUCUUGUCAUGGCUUGUCCAAGGAAAGGAGAGGAGAUGGAAGUGAAGAAGAGGGCGGCCGCCAUUGCCACCCGGUGCAUCAUGCACCUGAUCAUGUCAGUGCCAUCCAAGCAGCAGGUGGCCGCCAUGUCCUUCUGCGACUGUUACCAGCAGUGCCACGAUGAGUGCAGGCACAGCCUUUGGUAGCUCUGCAACGUCGACUCCGCCGGCAACUGCGACGGCGUCGACAAGAAGGACGCCCUCGCCGCAUGCAUCAUGGUCUGUAGCACGGACUCCGUCUGCGACCAGUCGGUGGGGCCGACCUAUGCACAAAGUGUUGUGGGUUGUAUAGCUGAGUGCAACAAAAGGUGGGGCAAUAACUAACGCCAAGUGACCUUCAAAAUAAAGAGCUGAACAUGUAGAUCAUGGGACCAUAUGAUGUUGAACGACUCUGAUUGAUGAAGCAAUCAAUAAAAUGAGUUUCGCAUGUCGGCGCACCACUUGUGUGAACUUUUGCAUAUCUCAAAGUGGCAUGUUUAUUUCGUACUCCAAGCCUUAGCAAUCUCAUCCAAGCCUUUUCCUGAAUCUCAGGAAAUGCAAAAGCACUCAACACUCAUUACUAGAACCAGGUAAAAAUAAACACACUAAAUGGGGCAUAUGACCUAAUAUAAUACAACAUGGAACACAAUCAGAAGAUGACAGUGAAAAUAUGAGAACACACAAAAUGCAAGCAAGAUCAGAUGAAAGUUACUAAUUAAUUGUACCAAGCUCAUUAUGUCUUCAUGCCCAGUUGGCCAUUUGACUACAGAAAUUAGAUAUAGACUGGGUUGAUCGAAAUAAGCGACUAAUUCCUACAAGUCCAUUUCACAGCUGACUAGUGCAUCCUAAAUAGUGGGCAAAUUUUCCUUGUGGGUCGCUGCAAACAAGCCCCUUGCCCCCUUCUGCAUCUCAGACACCAGAAUGUAACUCUAGAUACCUGCAGGGCAAUCACAACAUCAAUCAAACUAAAUUUGUACCAUGCAUUCAUGGAAAAGCCGUUAAAGUUUUAUACCAUUCAGAUGAUUUUGUAUGACCCCGAUUGCAUAUGCAAGUAACAAUGCGAGGCGUGAUGUAUCGCAUCUGACUAUUUCGGGCUUGGUUUCCCUUAAUGGAAAUCGGAAGGGGGAUACCCUUCUUUGUUCAAAAAAAAAACAAUGUGAGGCGCUGAGACAAUAUUUAAGCAAAACUGUCCACAAAGGCAUGCUACAAAAUUU